This is a messenger RNA of Theobroma umbraticum, 1698 nucleotides long. Its product is annotated as alpha/beta-Hydrolases superfamily protein. The record is from RefSeq and is a predicted model, not a curated record. Lineage: Eukaryota; Viridiplantae; Streptophyta; Magnoliopsida; Malvales; Malvaceae.
UCUCUUUCUCUUCCUUUCUAUUCUGGAACAGUGAAAUCUGACCAAGUCCCGGAUAUAUUGAAAACGAAAGAGCCAAAAAUUUUAUCCUCUCCAUUUUCUCUCCGCGGAACAUAAAUUCUCAACCCACUCCACGAACACGAUGCCGUUUUGCGAGGUGGUAAAAACGCAGAGCGGAGUCGACGCAGCUCUAAACAAUGGGAUCCGGAUUUUUUAUCGAACUUACGGUCACGGCACUACCAAAGUCCUCCUCAUCAUAGGAUUGGCGGCGACACACGACUCAUGGGGCCCACAAAUUAAGGGGCUGACCGGAACUGAUAGGCCCAACGGCGAUGAAACGAUGGCGGUUGAUCGGGAACCCGGCGAGGGUCACAAUGAGGUUGGUGGAAUCGAGGUUUGUGCCUUUGAUAAUCGUGGCAUGGGUCGGAGCUCCGUCCCCACCAAAAAAUCCGACUAUACGACAAGAAUUAUGGCAAAAGAUGCAAUUGCCUUAUUGGAUCAUCUGGGCUGGAAGAAAGCCCAUGUUUUUGGGCAUUCAAUGGGAGCUAUGAUUGCUUGUAGGAUGGCGGCCAUGGUGCCUGAUAGAAUUCUCUCUUCGGCAUUACUUAAUGUAACGGGUGGAGGCUUUGAAUGUUUUCCAAAGUUUGACCGCAAAACGCUAUCCAUUGCAAUUCGUUUUAUAAAGGCCAAGACUCCUGAACAAAGAGCAGCAGUUGACUUAGAUACGCACUACUCGAAGGAAUAUCUUGAAGAAUAUGUCGGAUCUAACACUAGAAGAGCAACUUUGUAUCAAGAGUAUGUAAAAGGCAUAACAGCAACUGGCAUGCAAUCUAACUGUGGUUUUGAUGGUCAAAUCAAUGCAUGCUGGACACAUAAAAUGACACGAUCAGAAAUUGAAUUAAUCCGUUCAUGUGGAUUUCUUGUAUCAGUCAUUCACGGCAGGCAAGAUGUCAUUGCUCAAAUAAGCCAUGCGAGGAGGCUUGCAGAGAAGCUACAACCUGUUGCUAGAAUGGUAGAGCUUCAUGGGGGGCAUCUAGUAAGUCAUGAGAGGACAGAAGAGGUUAAUAAAGCUCUUCUUGACUUGAUAAAGGCAUCAGAAAUGAAGAUGAACCCGCAUGAUUGGAACAACUUCCCCAAGGAAACUUCCGAAGCUUCAAGCAGAACAUUUGUGGGGGGAGAAACCAACAUAAUCUUAGGAAAGAUCCACUUUUACCUAUUAUAUAUAUUCAGUCUAUUUAUGAUGGCAAUAAAGUAUGGAAGAAGUGCUCUGCAAAGGCUAAAACCAGCUAGAGUUGGAGCCUCACUAACAUAAUCUCCUUUUGAACGGUUUCAUAAAUUUGUCACCAUUAUGGCGCGACCCCCUUUGAUUAGGCUGUUAGCUUAUUUGUAUAUUAUUGCUCAAACCUUGAACGAUAAAACCUCGAAAAUGAAGAGAUCAAUAUAGCCAAAAUUGAGGCAGAUCACUCCGUGGAAGAGAAGGCUAGGUUGGUGGAGGAUGCUCUUCCCUGUCCUCCCCGUGAUACUAUAUAUAUACUAGCGAAAGAUAAAGCUAGAAGUUACUUUUGCACCAAGCAGCAAAAGUAUAUAAAUAUGACCAUAAAAGGAAAAAAAUUUGUUUCCAAUAACAAUUGACAUUGUAUUUGAACACAGAAAAUUAAUGAGUGUCUCUUGCAGGCAAGUAUGCAUGCUUCCAUUGAUAAA